Seminavis robusta is the source of this 1417-nucleotide messenger RNA. Lineage: Eukaryota; Bacillariophyta; Bacillariophyceae; Naviculales; Naviculaceae. The record is from the annotation of a GenBank genome assembly.
ACCUCGUUGUUGCAACAACAGCAAAUCGAAGUGGGCUCACACAAAACCAUCUUUUUCAUCUUCAGAAGAUGCAUUUUGAACAUUAAAGCUGGCAAAUUGGAAGCAAUUGCAAGCCGUACGCCCGCGACCAUACUGACUAACUAGAGCCCAAAAAGACAACAUGAUCGGCACUGGGAUCCUUCCCCGUUGUCUACUUCAAGGCCGACGGUCUAUAGUUUCCAGGGCAUCGAGACGAAAUUUUGCAUCAGCAAAAGCACAAGAGCGAUUCCAAGGUGUCUAUCCAAUAGUGGUUACUCCCUUUCACGACGAUGAAUCCCUUGAUUUGGAUAGCUUUCGUCGAUCCAUUGCCUUUUUCAGACGGAUGUGUCAAGGCGUGACCAUCACCGGGGUCCUCGGCGAGUCCAAUCGCAUGACAGAUGACGAACGCGCCACGCUCAUUCAGGUAGCCAAGGAAACCAUUGAUGCAACAGAAGCAGAUGAUAAUACGAACUUUACCCUGUGCGUGGGAACCUCUCAUUCUGGAACGGCUGCCACGGUGGCCCUCAGUCAAAUGGCGCAAGAACUGGGGGCGGAUGCCGUCAUGGUAGCACCCAGUAAGGAUUUGACGGCUCCUCCGCCAUUGGAACGCGAUAUUCUAGAACUCUACCACCGUGUCGCAUCAGAUGCUUGCUCCGAUGGUAUGGAUAUCGUCCUGCAAGAUCAUCCGUCUUCUACCGGUGUACACAUGUCGUUAGAAUUGAUGGCCAACAUUGUGGAGGAGGUUCCUUCGGUCCGAUGCAUCAAAUUGGAAUCCUUGCCUACUGUCAGCCGUUUGGCAGGGCUACGGGACAAUCAUCCGGUAGUACUAGAGCAAUGCCGUAUUCUCACUGGACUGGGUGCCUUGUAUGCGGGUUAUGACAUGGAACAGGGUGUCACGUCGGGGUUCAUGACUGGUUUUGCCUUUCCCGAAAUCCUCUUGGCAAUGUACAGCUAUCAUGCCCAACAACAAGAAGGCAAGGCACAAGAGCUCUAUCGCAAGUUCUUGCCAUUGAUCGUGUUGGAACAACAACCCGCGGGUGGAUUGGCCAUUCGCAAGGAAAUCUACAGACAACGAGGUUUGAUUUCAUCCUCUCAUGUUCGACAUCCGGGCAAGAAUAUAUCGGAUGUAAUGCAAACCACACUGCAAGAAGAAUUGAAGCGGUCCUUUGGAGAGUUAGACAUUACACAACCACUGCUACUGGAGGAUAUCUGGAACCUGUAGGAUGCUUUGCAAUGGUACCGGUGCAGAUCGCCGAACCAAGAUUAUAAAUCCGCCUUUGACCCGGACAAUGGGGAUGCCACUCCGCACAGCGCGGAUUUAACAAAUCAGGACAAAACCUUGGUCGUAGCAAGUCAUGGCGCAUUUAGCACUGCUCGUUCAUACCGGUAGAAUGGGAGU